ACUAGUUGUAGGGUGGCUAGGACCAAGAACACCAGUGCUAUGGCGGCCAACCAGUGCCACUUCUUACCCACUGAAAACUAACGGGAGUACUUUCGAAACGAAGACAAAACAAGAAUAAUAAGUGGGAAGGUUGUCUGUUGAGAAUGCCGAGCGUGGACAUUCCAGUGAGCCUGUCCGAGGCACUGGAGAUCCGUGGGGCGCCGCUCCAGGAAGCAGAGGUCUGGGGAGUCCUCUGUCAGAGCGGCGAGGCCCUGCAAGACCUCUUCAUCAGAGGCAAGGCCUUCUCUGAGGAAGGCCAUGUUUUCGCUAUCAGCCCAAGCACACUGCUGCUUGGGGCUUCUGGAAGAGUGUCCUUCGCGGAGUCAGAUCCCGUUCGACAAAACAUCAUGUACGUGGCACCUGAACUCAAUGGCAGCAGCUCAGUCUCCGAGGCAUCACUAGAAAAGGUGUAUGUGUUUGCCCUGGGGAGACUGCUCAAGGAGGCAGUGCAGAAUGGCCAGAACAAGGAGGUGAAUAUCAGUAAGGACCUGGAGUCCUUGCUGUCUGCCAUGUGUGAAGACGACGUUCUUCUUCGCAUGUCUCUGGCUCAUGUCCUUGAGGCCUGUACCCUUAACUCGCAACAGCGAGGCAACAAGCUGCCGUACUCCCACUAUAUAACCAGACUGCACCAGUCUGUCCUGGGACCUAACCCAGACAAGAUGGAAGUCAGCAAUGACAGCAGUUAUGGUAGCGAUCAAAGCCGCCAGAGCACUUUGUCACGACGACGCAGAUCGUCGGCCAGACCGCGACAUCGCCACCAACAUGACCACAGUAAUAGGAGCAGGUCAAGGUCAAGAUCUAGGUCAAGGUCUUGUAGUAGGAGUCGAGGAACAAGUGACUCAGGCUAUCAUCCAUAUCGUAGAGAGGGAGGUUCACGACAUCACGAUGAACCAGCCGUGGCCUCACACCACACACCACAGAAUCUCAGUUUCAACAGCCAACAUUUCAACCUCCACAGAGGCUUGGCACCACCAUUACAGUCCAUGUUUGUAGCAUCACCUGAUGAGAACACGCCUCCAGCUGUGACCCAUGCUGGUACCUCAGAACAAACUCUACAGCAGGGCCAGCCUAUUACAUCAACAGUAGGACAGUACCAGCUACCACCUCCUUACCACACUGUGCGGAGCCAGGGAUUCCUCUCUCCUGGAAUGAAGCACUCUGCCUACCAGAAAUACAUGCGUUUAAAAGAGCGUCAGCGGAAGCUCCGUGCUCUGCGACAGGGCAAGUAUGGAGUGGAUGUGAGUCAGGACCUGUCACAGGGCCAUGGUGCAGAAAACAUGUCGGACACUCACUCAACUGUGUCCCUCAUUUCCUGUACAUUAGGGAGUUAUAUGCCAGGAAUCCAUGCCCAGUACGGGUCUGAGGCAGCGCUCCUGAUGACAGACCUCGACCAGGACAGCAUCUUCAGCAGUGACCUCUUCUCUUUAAUGUCCGAAUCUAAAGCAUUCAGGGCUACAGAGGAUUCCCCAGCAAUCAACCACAAGGAACAUUGUAACACAGCAGCUGACACCAACCAACCAAAACUGAACAACCAACAAAAGGAGUUUGUUGGCCCAGAGUUUGCGUACCGUGCUGGCAAACCUAUCACUAAGCUGACCAUGCCACUGCAAGGGGAGAGCUUGAAGAACCCGUCCCUCGCCCGCCGCGUGGUCAUCAUUCACUUGACUGGGCAGAAGUUGGAGUCAAUCGUGGACCCCAGCACCACCGGACGCCAGCUGUUUGAUGCAGUCAUAGCUCACCUCGGCAUUGCAGAGUUCUUCUUCUUUGGUCUGUCCUACGUCAACGAGAGUGAGCACUUCUUCCUGGAGGGGGACACGAAGCUCCACAAGGUGGCGCCAGAAGGAUGGAGGGAUUGGAGGAAAGGCUGUGUCUCCACGGUCACCCUCACACUCCAUCUCAGGGUCAAGUACUAUGUUGAUGCCAUGGCUGAUCUCAGGCACCUGUGCAGCCACCACCUGCUGUACCUGCAGUUGCGCCAUGACGUUCUGGAAGAGCGCACCCACUGCACGGAGGAGCAGGCGGUGUCCCUGGCCGGUUUGGCGCUGCAGGUAGAAGUCGGAGACCAGGACACUUUGGGCAGGAACUACUUUGUGCCCGAGCAGUACUUCCCUGGACGUGUGGCUCGCCGGCUGGGACUCGGUGCAGUCAGGGAGAAGGCGGUUGUGGCACAUAGGCAGAAUACUGGCCUACCCCCAACACAAGCAGAGCUGGAGUACAUCAAGCUGGCCAUGAGUCUUCCAGAGUAUGGGGUGCACUUCCACAAACUGUUCAAGAGCAAGAAUGACACAUCAAAUGUGAUGUACGUGGGUAUGGCCAGCCACAACUUAGUGCUAGCCGAGCUCCAGGGCCAUCAGCGCAUCAUCACCAACCGCCAUGCCUGGAAUAACAUUCUGAAGAUCUCCUUCAACAAGCGCAGGUUCAGCGUCCAGCCCAAGCCAGACAUGGCUGCCAAGGGCAAGCCACCCAAGAUCAACUUCUUCUCAAGCAGCUACAGGAAGGGUCGCUACUUGCUUCAGUUUUCCACAGCACAGCAUCGUUUCCAGAUGAGGAUGAGAACCAGACCCAGUAACAUGGAGACUCUGCGAGGUCCUGACAUGUACCUGGAGGGAAAUGCCCUGAUAGAAGAGAGGGAGGAGGAGAUAGGCGAUACAUCUCUGUCAGCCAGUCAGCAGGGAAGCUCUGUUGGCGACGAUGCCAGUGAGGACAUGAGAGUGCACUUCCCACCAGCCAAGUACAGAAGCCCGCCGCCCUACAGACCUAACCUCAGUUUUAGUUUGAACGACCUCCGAGAUGUGGGACCUCGGGUUGUGCGGCGGGGAUGGCCGUCAGACUUUGCUGCUUCCUCCAUUGAUGUCAGACCCACACCGCAUGACUCGCAUGAUGUAGAGAAACAUAUAGAUAUGAUUCAGCUCCCAUCCUACCCAGGGGCAACUUCAUCCCAAGCAGUUAGUGAACCAGAACUAGAUCAUUCCAUAGUUGAGGCCCGUCUUUCACCUGAAACACAUCAUGGACGACAGAUCUUUGAGGUGUCUCUGCUGAAAGACGGCAGUCAUGGCAUCGGCAUCACCAUCGUGGGCGGGGAGAGCACCAGCAAACUGGACCUGGGGAUCUUUGUCAAGUCUGUGACGGCUGGAGGUCCAGCGAACAAGGCUGGCUGCAUCAGGCCAGGUGACCGUCUCGUGGCUAUCAACGGACAGAGUCUGGAGGGGGUACAGCAUCACCAAGCUGUGCAGAUGAUUCGUGAGUCGGAUGACCUUGUUAGCUUGCUUGUGUCACAGGUCAGGGCACCCACGACACUGCGACGAAAGGUUGUGUCUGUUGAUGCUUUGACACCAGCAUCGUCUGCUGUGCACUCUCUGCCCCAAAGUGGUGAUGUUGGUCAGUCAGAUUCACUUGUAGACCAAGCAGUUUCUCAUUCCUCGUAUGGAGAUCUUAGAAACAUUCCACCUGAAAAACCACCACGACAGAUGAACAGGGAUGUCAAGUUGACAAGCGACAUGCAGCCUACAGUUGGGAUAGCCUGGGACACUGCUGGGUUGUGUGAUGAGUCUGUGUCAGGUGUAAGUGAAACAAUUGCUGCUGACCUGGCAGAGAGCAUUCUGGGUACUGACAGGGAGGAAUCGGGUGUGUUGAUGGUGGACAGCGAUCAGUGGGCAGCCAGGGAGGAGGAGGAACUCAAGGUACUUGGAGACAUUGCAGGCCUCACAAUAAUUGAUGAUUCUUCGUCUGACUCGGACUUCGACACAGCCUUGGAGAAUGCUGUGAAGGGCCGCCUGACUCGGAAACCUUCCCAGAACACCUCUGUCAUCAAAGUCAGCCUGCACAAACAGGGCAGUCAGUCAGGGAUAACCAUCACGGGUGGCAGUGACUCCAAGUUUGAAGAUGGUGCUGUGUAUGUCAUCUCAGUCAAUUCUUCUCUAUCAGAGAAACACAACUCUAUGAUAGUAGGAGACCAGCUGUUGGAGAUCAAUGACUUCGGUGUCCACGGUCGGACGUACGGGCAGGUAGUGGACCUGCUACAUCGGGCACCAUCUGUCUGUCCACUGCUGGUCCGGCGAUUAGCUCCAUCACCCACUGAGCCAGGGAGUCAGCCAAGCAUCACACCAGCUCUGGCCAGCCUUCUGGACGACAUCUCACCAGAUCCAUAUUCAUUUGUUGCCGAGGGGGAGAUCUAUGAGGUGGAGCUGGUGAAGGGUGUGAGUGGGCUAGGCUUCAGCUUCCAGGGCGGGGAGGACCUGCACCCCAACAACCCCACCCUCUGUGUGCCUCGCAUCAAGAAGAUUUUCAUCAUCGGUCCUGCAGCAGAGAGCGGACUCAUCCAUCCCGGGGAUGUCAUCCUUGAAGUCAAUGGCAAACCAAUGAGACAUUUAACAAGAACGGGUAUUAUGCAAGCAAUGAGAUCAAGUAGAUCCGUCAGACUGACGAUGUGUCAUCCGAGACCUGGAGAUUUACCGACCAUGCAAUGCACAGACAGUGAGGACUCCCUUGUCUCUCAGCUGAGGAUGCCAGUCUACUUCGACAAGGAUGGCCACUCCCUCUUUGAGUCCGAGUCAGACUCUGAUGACGAGGGGAACACGCCAAGACCUCGAUAUGCAAGACAAUCAGAGGCAUCGGACAGCGGCUCAGUGUCAACAGUCGAUCAAAACAUGGAACAAAAUGAUCAUAUAGUGGAACAAAUAGAUGACAAUAUGGUACAGGUAGAUAAAAAGGUGGGUGGCAUUUGCCAUCCUGCAUCUGGUUCAGCACAGCUGAGUGGUGUGACAGAACACAGGGAGGAUAUUCAUAGUCAGAAGUUGCUGACUCGACAAAAACAUGUAGCAUCUGACACAGAGACAGGUGAAGGAGAUCAGGAUGUGAAACAGGCCUCCCAAAAUAAACAUGUCAGUGAAAUUGAAGAUGUGGAUAAUGGCUUGGUGUCUGAACAGGAGCAGAUAACCCCUACACAAGAACAGAUAACUCCUACACAAGAACAGAUAACUCCUACACAAGAACAGAUAGGUCCUGCACAGAUGUUGGAAGUGACUCUGUGCAAGCGCCCCGGAGGAGGGCUUGGUUUCACGGUGGCAGGUGGCGCCACCACAACCGGCGGCUGUUACAUCAAGGGUGUUGUACAAGACCCAGCACUUUCCGAUGGCAGACUGAGAGUCGGAGAUAAACUCAUCAGGGUCAACAGUCAGGAUAUGACUGAGAUGAGUCAUUUCGAGGCUGUGACAUAUCUGAGGAAGGCUCCCCAAGUCGUUACUAUAGCGAUCCAACGAGAUGCCAGCAACGAAGACUUCCUCCCGGUACAUGUCAGUAGCAGUCAAGGUGAAGGUCAAGUGGAUACUUCACACAGUAAUGAGCGAAGCACUGCCAAGUCACAGUCAUGCAUCAAUCCUGAGUUGAGCUCAGGAGAGACCCUUGAUGAGAGACAUCAGGAGAGUGCUGAUGUUGCCCCGGAGACAAUGAAACCUGGACAUAGCCAGGAACCGUCAGAGGAUGGCGGUGAUCAUAUGUCACCCUCACAGCAAGACACUGGAGGCACGGAGGAGCCCUCGCAGGACGGGGUUGACGAUACGUCCUGUUUGCUGCGAGACACAGAAGGCAUGGAUGAGUCCUCGCAAGAUGGAGGUGACGAUAUGUCCCCUUCACAGCGACAUGGAGGAGGCACAGAGACAGUGGUGCAACGGGUGGAGCUACAGAAGCCAGCCACUGGUGGUCUGGGGUUCAGUUUGGUGACGGCACAGAAGCACCAGGAGGUGGGGGUGUUUGUCAGGACCAUCUCAGAGGGAGGGGUGGCAGAUGCCGAUGGCAGGCUGCAUGUGGGAGACAGACUGCUGCAGGUGAAUGGGGAAUCUCUGGUAGGAAUGAACCAUGUAAAGGCUGUGAAAAUUCUCAGAAAGGCAAAACCAGGAACUGUUCAAGUGACGAUAUCAAGACCAGGUCCAACCUUCAUUGAUAUCAAGUCAGAUGUGAGUGUUGUGGACAGUGUGGGCAAAGACACCACUGACAAUGACUCUGUCGAUGUGGCCAUCUUUAGGAACGACUCCAUUGACAGCGGUUUCAUGGCCCAUGAUUUACGAACACCAAACUCAGACAUGGGCAACAAUCACAUGUCUGAGAAUUCACAGGAGACAAAUGAUGUCAAUGGACUCUUUGAUGAUAGUAAUUAUAAACUAAUUACAGUUGAUUCUCAUCUGAAUGACAUUCGCAAACUUCCACUGACUGUUCCAAACCUGAUCACAGACGAGUGGCUGAGUUCUCUCCCAUUGAUGUCAAUGGCUGAGGAUGAUGAGGAUGUGAUUCUGGCACUGCUGCAGCAGCUGACAGAUAAGGUGGAGCAGGAGGACCCCCUGGAGGAGUUUAUGAAUCUGCGCCAUUUGCAGCCUACAGAUGAAAGUGAGGAUGCCCGGUUACCAGACAACAGACACAAGAACAGAUACAGAAAUGUCCUGCCCUUUGACUUUAACCGAGUUCACUUGUUAGGAACUGAGGAUUUUAUCAAUGCCAGUCACCUGGAUGUGAAUGUUGGCAUUGACACCCUGCAGUACAUCGCGUGUCAAGGCCCACUGCCCCACACCACUGCUGACUUCUGGAACAUGGUGUGGCAGCAACAGGCAGAUGUUAUUGGCAUGCUCACACUGGACGUGGAGGCCGAGCGGGUCAAAUGUCACCGCUACUGGCCCGAGGCCACCGACAUGCCCCUUAGUGUCUCAGAUAGCCUGACUGUGAGCCUCAAGUCCCAUCAGGUCAUGGACAAUGUUCAUAUCCGCCAUAUUGUCAUACAUGAGUGUGAAUCAAAGAUGAUGAUGAAUGUAGCUCACCUGAACUUUGUGACUUGGCCAGACCACGGGGUUCCGGACACGGCACUGCCCCUCCUGCAGUAUCUCCAGCUGAUGCACCUCUACCAUCACAGCGGUCCCAUACUCCUCCACUGCAGUGCAGGCAUCGGACGCACUGGCUCCCUCAUCACCAUCGACACCACCCUCGCUCACAUAGAGUCCAACUUGAAGUUUGAUAUAUUUAACAUAGUUAGUGAUCUACGCAGACAAAGAUGUGGAAUGAUCCAGACCAAGGAUCAGUAUUUGUUCUGCUACACUGCCUGUAUGGAGGCCUUGCUGAGCCUGACCAACUGACACAGAUACUCAGUAGCCCAGCUCGUGUCAUCACCUGUGAGGGCAGGGAACACUUCGGUCUGACUCCAGUGCUUGGCUGCUUUCCCUGUCAGCUAGCCUACCAACUGAUUCCCCUACUGCCUAGCCUACCAACUGAUUCCCCUACUGCCUAGCCUACCAACUGAUACCCCUAUCAGCUAGCCUACCAACUGAUUCCCCUAUCAGCUAGCCUACCAACUGAUUCCCCUAUCAGCUAGCUUACCAACUGAUUCCCCUAUCAGCUAGCCUACCAACUGAUACCGCUAUCAGCUAGCCUACCAACUGAUUCCCCUACUGCCUAGCCUACAAACUGAUUCCCCUACCAGCUAGCCUACCAACUGAUACCGCUAUCAGCUAGCCUACCAACUGAUUCCCCUACUGCCUAGCCUACAAACUGAUUCCCCUAUCAGCUAGCCUACCAACUGAUACCGCUAUCAGCUAGCCUACCAACUGAUUCCCCUACUGCCUAGCCUACAAACUGAUUCCCCUACCAGCUAGCCUACCAACUGAUUACCAGUGUGAACUGCUCCCCAGUAUGAUCUGAUAGAGGGUUCCAGGUCUACCUUGUUCUCUUAUGUUUGUUUAGAGAUUAAAUAUGGAGUGAGUGAGUGAGUGAGUAUGGUUUUAUGCUGCUUUUAUCAAUAUUCCAGCAAUAUUCCAGCAAUAUCACAGCGCGAGACACCAGAAAUGGGCUCUACACAUUGUACCCAUGUUGGGAACCGAACCCAGGUUUUCGGCGUGACGAGUAAACGCUUUAACCUCCAGGCUACCCGACCACCCCUUAAAUAUGGAGGAUAUGAAUGUAUUAAAUGAGUGGUGGUACAGGGUUUUCUUGUACUAUGCUUCCGGAUAUUACUGACACCUAGAUCAUGUCAGAUAACUCACCAGUGUGAGGAAAUCAAAUAUAUACACUAUCAAAAUGACACUGUGCUGUGUUGUAUACAAAUAGAUACAAUAUCAAUAUUACACAAUAUUGUGUUACAACAAGACAAACCCUAUCAGUAAAUUGUGCAUUGUGUUGUUCAAAUAGUUGUGCUUUUACACAGUUGAGUUGUAUACAAGUAGAUACACUAUAAAUACACACUGUUUUGUGUUCUAUGAGAAUAGAUACAUACUAUCCACUUUACACAAUAUUUUGUCAAUACAUGUAUGAUCAGACCUUUCAUAUUUCUCUGGGAUAAUGCAUGUCAUUAUUAAAUAUUUAUUAUGUUAUUCUAGAUCUUCUAUUUAAUUUGUUUUUUUCCUAUAUUUGCUGUGAUUGAGACAUAAUAAAGUCCAUAACAUAAUGCCAUAAUAUGUUAAUCAGUUGGAUUAUUGGAGUUUUGAGAGUUAGUUCUAAGAUUUGGAUAAUAAUGUUGUUGCAUAGUAUGUGAUGCAAACACCUUCCUUACUUCAGCUUCAGACAGACAUGAUCAUGUUUGAGGAAGGAAGCUUCAGAUGGCGUGAUCUGAAUAGCAGAGAUUCUAUAACACAAGGGCUCAUAUAUGUUGAGCCUCUGCUCAUCGUUAAGGCAGGAAUGACUAUUGGAGAUAGACUGAUCAACGUGAGGUUACCAAGAGUGCUCUCUUGGUUCAGGCAAACUCAGUCCGAAGUUACCAAGCUGUGAGGUCAUUGCAGAGAUUUCCUUUUAGGACAUUUUAUUGAGGGUUUUAUACAUGUUUUAUAAAUGUGAUACUAAAUACAUAUAGCAGUGCUUUCCUGUAUUUAGUAUGAAAAAGGAAAAACCAAAAAUGUAAUGAAUUUGUCGUUUAAUUACUUUUAUUUUUUAAGUUUGCCUCUUAUUUGAGAUGAAUAUGUUGUCAUGAGUUUAAGAGAUUCCCCUUGCAACAUAUUUGCACAAUGCUAGAUUAUUUCUCGGCUUCAAUGGAGUGACUUCAUAUGUACAUUCCUGGUUUGCACAAUUAUACCUUUAUACCAUGAAUUAAGAUAUUUGAAGAAAAAUAAAAAAAAUAAAAAUA
Haliotis rufescens (red abalone) is the source of this 9130-nucleotide messenger RNA. Its product is annotated as tyrosine-protein phosphatase non-receptor type 13-like. Lineage: Eukaryota; Metazoa; Mollusca; Gastropoda; Lepetellida; Haliotidae. Gene Ontology annotation, molecular function: protein binding; protein tyrosine phosphatase activity. Gene Ontology annotation, biological process: protein dephosphorylation. The coding region runs from base 144 to 7154 and encodes 2336 amino acids. Gene Ontology annotation, cellular component: cytoskeleton. The record is from RefSeq and is a predicted model, not a curated record. The transcript is spliced from 40 exons.